Messenger RNA from Emys orbicularis (European pond turtle), 2552 nucleotides. RefSeq names its product glycogen phosphorylase, muscle associated (gene PYGM). The record is from RefSeq and is a predicted model, not a curated record. Gene Ontology annotation, molecular function: pyridoxal phosphate binding; glycogen phosphorylase activity. Gene Ontology annotation, cellular component: cytoplasm. Bases 1 to 2532 code for a protein of 843 amino acids. The transcript is spliced from 20 exons. Gene Ontology annotation, biological process: glycogen catabolic process. NCBI's taxonomy places the organism in Eukaryota, Metazoa, Chordata, Testudines, Emydidae.
AUGUCUCUGCCGCUGUCGGAUUAUGAGAAAAGGAAGCAGAUUAGCGUGCGGGGUCUCGCCGGGGUGGAGAAUGUCUCCGACCUCAAGAAGAACUUCAACCGGCAUCUGCACUUCACGCUGGUGAAGGAUCGGAACGUGGCCACCCCCCGCGACUACUACUUCGCCCUGGCGCACACGGUGCGCGACCACCUGGUGGGCAGGUGGAUCCGCACCCAGCAGUACUACUACGAGAAGGACCCCAAGCGCAUCUAUUACCUGUCGCUGGAGUUCUACAUGGGCCGCACCCUGCAGAACACCAUGGUGAACCUGGGGCUGCAGAAUGCCUGCGACGAGGCCACCUACCAGCUGGGCCUGGACAUGGAGGAGCUGCAGGAGAUCGAGGAGGACGCUGGGCUGGGGAAUGGGGGCUUGGGGCGCCUGGCAGCCUGUUUCCUGGACUCCAUGGCCACCCUGGGACUGGCCGCCUACGGCUACGGCAUCCGCUAUGAGUUUGGCAUCUUCAACCAGAAGAUCUCUGGGGGCUGGCAGGUGGAGGAGGCUGAUGAUUGGCUGCGCUAUGGCAACCCCUGGGAGAAGGCCCGGCCCGAGUACAUGAUCCCAGUGCACUUCUAUGGGCGCGUGGACCACGGGCCCGACGGCACCAAAUGGGUCGACACGCAGGUGAUCCUGGCUCUUCCCUACGAUACACCCGUACCUGGUUACCGCAACAACACUGUCAACACCAUGCGCCUCUGGUCCGCCCGGGCCCCCAACGAGUUCAACCUCAAAGACUUUAACGUUGGUGGUUACAUCCAAGCCGUGCUGGACAGGAACUUGGCCGAGAACAUUUCUCGGGUGCUGUACCCCAAUGACAACUUCUUCGAGGGCAAGGAGCUGCGUCUGAAGCAGGAGUACUUCACGGUGGCGGCCACCCUGCAGGACAUCAUCCGCCGCUUCAAAUCCUCCAAGUUUGGCAGCCGGGACCCCGUCCGCACCUCCUUUGAUGCCUUCCCUGACAAGGUCGCUAUCCAGCUGAAUGACACUCACCCCUCCCUGGCCAUCCCUGAGCUCAUGAGGGUGCUGGUUGAUAUCGAGAAAGUGGACUGGGACAAGGCCUGGGACAUCACGGUGCGGACCUGCGCCUACACCAACCACACGGUGCUGCCUGAGGCCCUGGAGCGCUGGCCCGUCCAGCUCUUGGAAACCCUCCUGCCCCGGCACCUGGAGAUCAUCUAUGAAAUUAACCAGAGAUUCCUUGAUAAAGUCAAAGCCUUGUUCCCCGGGGACUUCGACCGGCUGCGGCGCAUGUCCUUGGUGGAGGAGAGCGGCAUCAAGAGGAUCAAUAUGGCUCACCUAUGCAUCGUGGGCUCCCAUGCCAUCAACGGGGUCGCCCGCAUCCACUCCGACAUAAUCAAGAAGUCUGUCUUCAAGGAUUUCUAUGAGCUUGAGCCGCACAAAUUCCAGAACAAAACCAAUGGGAUCACACCUCGGCGCUGGCUGGUUCUGUGCAACCCAGGGCUUGCUGAGGUCAUUGCUGAGCGUAUUGGGGACGAAUACAUCUCUGACCUUGACCAUCUGAAAAAGCUUCUGGCCUACGUGGACGAUGAGGGAUUUAUCCGGGAUGUUGCCAAAAUUAAACAGGAGAACAAGUUGAAGUUCGCUGCCUAUCUGGAGAAGGAGUACAAGGUGAAAAUCAACCCGAACUCCCUCUUCGACGUGCAGGUGAAAAGGAUCCAUGAGUACAAGAGGCAGCUGCUCAACUGCCUCCACGUCAUCACCCUUUACAACCGGAUCAAGAAGGAGCCCAACCAGCAUUUUGUGCCACGCACUGUCAUGAUCGGCGGCAAGGCCGCCCCUGGCUACCACAUAGCCAAGAUGAUCAUUAAGCUGGUCACGGCAAUCGGGGACGUCAUCAACAACGACCCCAUCAUUGGCGACCGCCUCAAGAUGAUCUUCUUGGAGAACUACCGCGUCUCCCUGGCUGAGAAGGUGAUCCCAGCGGCCGACCUGUCCGAGCAGAUCUCUACGGCCGGCACAGAGGCCUCGGGCACCGGCAACAUGAAGUUCAUGCUGAAUGGGGCGCUGACCAUUGGCACCAUGGACGGCGCCAACGUGGAGAUGGCAGAGGAGGCGGGCGAGGAGAACAUAUUCAUCUUCGGCAUGCGGGUGGAAGACGUGGAAGAGAUGGACAGGAAAGGCUACUGUGCCAAGGACUAUUAUGACCGCAUCCCGGAGCUCAGACAGGUGAUCGACCAGCUGAGCAGCGGCUUCUUCUCCCCCAAACAGCCCCAGCUCUUCAAGGACAUUGUCAACAUGCUGAUGAACAAUGACAGGUUCAAAGUGUUUGCGGAUUACGAAGCCUACAUCAAAUGCCAGGAGAAUGUCAGCGCCCUCUACAAGAACACCAAGGAAUGGACCAAGAAGGUCAUUAAAAACAUCGCCACCUCGGGCAAGUUCUCCAGCGACCGCACCAUCGCGCAGUACGCCCGUGAAAUCUGGGGUGUCGAGCCCACCCACCACAAAAUCCCUGCGCCCGAUGAUCCCCGUGAAUAGCCCCCCUGAGGCCUGCCUGC